This is a messenger RNA of Onthophagus taurus, 906 nucleotides long. RefSeq lists its product as uncharacterized. The record is from RefSeq and is a predicted model, not a curated record. NCBI's taxonomy places the organism in Eukaryota, Metazoa, Arthropoda, Insecta, Coleoptera, Scarabaeidae.
UUUAAUCAGAAAAUACUUCAAAAAAAAUGUCAUUGAAUCAACUUUAAUCAAAAAGAUCACUUUAGUUUAUCACAAAUAAAAUCCAAUAUUUCACUAAAUCACUAGAUAUAUCGACACCUUCAUAUCGGAAAUUUUAGUAUGUUUAUGUCAAGUACCGUUAAUGUUCCGUUGGCUGUAUUUACGGUAAUUUUAAGAAGAUUUAUCGAUCGAUUUCGAGCUCCACAGCCACAUCUUGAAGUAGCUUGCAGAGCAGGAAAUUUACUUCAUAUCUAUCCAAAUUUAAGACCAGUCGUUUAUGUUUACAUCAUAAUAUCUUUAGUACGCUGCCUAAUUGGAAAUGCGGGAAGAGGAACGACGUGCAAAUCAAUUAAAAUUCAUCAAAAAGCACAAAAACGAAAAAUUAGUUCAAAAAAUUUUCCCAAAAACAGAUUAUCAAAACGUUCAGCUUUAUCGUACACUUCAUCUUUAUGCGAAGAUGAAAAAUUAGCACCACCACGUCGCCAUCAUCAUCAUCAUCAUCAUCAUAGUGAAGAGUAUAAACGACCUAAAAAACGUUAUGAUAACAAUUUAAGUACGUACAGUUUGAAUUCUUAUUUUAUACCGAAAUUAAAAGAUGAUAAAAAGAAUGAAUCGAUCCCUGAUGAUGAAACAAGAAGCGAAAUCAGUAUUAAAACGAUUUUAAGCCCGAGGCAAAUGAUUUCGAGUGAACUUUCGAUUAACACAAAUACAACGUACAUGCGCGGGGAUUCACAUAAAAUUAAGAAGAAUGAUAAUCGAAUGAUAUCGAAUAAAAAAUCAAGAAAUAAAUCUGAAAUAAAUUACUCAAUAAAUAGAACCGGGAAAAUACAUUCUCGAAAAAAUGUUAUACGUAAAAAGAAAGGAUGAAAAUUAAAUGAUUCAGAAAUA